AUGCUUUUGAGAUUAGAUGUAGAGCAUCCUAUUUAAUUCGAAAUAAUCUAAACUUAAGGAAAAAUGCCCGAAGGCAGAUUUUCUCAUUCAAUGGAUUUAGUCGUAGGAUUAAAUAGUUUAGUUAUUUAUGGAGGAAUUGGUCAAAAUUAUAAAUUUUUAGACGAUUUUUGGAUUUUCUAAUUACAUUUGUGGGAAUGGAUGAAAGUUAACUGUAAACAUUAACACGAGAAUUUAAAUUUAAACAAAUUUGAACACUCUAGUUGUGUUUUUGGAAGCUAAAUCUUUAUUUUUGGGGGAAUAUCUAAUUAAAAUUAUUGCGACUGCUUCCUUUAUUCGGUUGAAAGUGAUUCUUGUGAAAAUUAAAAAUAAAAUAAAGCGGAUGAUUAUGGAGAAAAAAGUGUUAGAAAUGUAGACAAAAGUAUUGGAAAAGUUAAUAAUAAUUAGAAGAAAAAUUUUAGAAUUAAAAGGUUUUCUAAUCAUAUUUGA
Molecule: messenger RNA, 486 nt
Organism: Ichthyophthirius multifiliis
Lineage: Eukaryota; Ciliophora; Oligohymenophorea; Hymenostomatida
Product: kelch motif family protein, putative
Exons: 3
Molecular function (GO): protein binding
Source: RefSeq, a predicted model, not a curated record